CGCGGCACCUUUGUCGAAUACGAGAAGAAGACGGACCGAGCGACAUGGACCACCACCCACCUGCGAUCGUGACAGACGAUGUCAGGGUGUCCAUGGCAGUCUUGCCGACUCCUGCUGGAGACACUCGCUCUGCUGCUGCUACCAUGUCUUUCGCGGGUGCCAGCGGCGCAGCACGGCUUCAAACGGCGUCGUCUCCGAUGGGUAGAGUCGCGUCGCCGCGGACUGCCCGCCUUCUGCGGGACUUGGAAGAAGAGUCGCUUCGAUCGUUGCCGCAGUCUCCACGUCAACAGCCACGCUGGAAGCACAACGUGACGUCUGCCUCCGUUCACAACUCACCCCGUCCCAAACCCGACAUCAAACAGUCUCCUGCUGCAGCCGCGGUCGAAGAAAACUGUUGCUUAAUAUGCAUGGAUGACUUCACCGAACGCAGGCGACCAUACCCCGUACCGUGUGUCGGGUCGUGCACUGGCGCCUUUGUACACUACCGUUGCAUCAUGGCAUGGCUUGGGCAAUCCGGCAGCUGUCCGCUGUGCCGUGGACCGUGCGACGCCCUGGCGAUGGAGCCCACGCAAACGCUCGAUUUCACAGACUUGGCCGCCAUGGUCAUGCGACCUGUUCCGCUCGAUGCAGGCAUCGUGCGAUGCUAUGUGAAGCAAGUCUACCGCGGCUUCUUCAACACGUACGGCUAUGAGCUGUACUUGCAAGGACGAAUUGGUACCGAUGAAAGCGAUCGGUUUUUGCUCGCUUCAAAGAAGCAAAUGCGCAAAAACAUGACGGGCAACUACGGGAUCUACUCGUCGCCGGCGUGCGACGAAGCGUCGCGAGUCGGUCGCAUGGGGUCGAACUUUCUUGGAACAGUUUUCACGCUGUACGACAACGGCCGAGACCCGCAAAAGGUGGCCAAGAUCCGUGACGGGGCGCCUGCUGCCACACCCGAAAGCAACCUCGGACCUGGCGACAAUGUGCUUCAAAUACGAGAGGAACUGGGCUGCUGCACGUAUGAAGCCAACCGCACGAGCGUUGGCCCUCGAAAAAUGCGGGUGCGUGGCGCAUCAUGACAACGUUGUGGCCGACGUUGUAUGGACGAAUGGUGUGUGUGUAGGUGUGCAUUCCUGAUGUAGACGAAGCGGGUCGCCACUCGAAGAUCGUGCGGCCGAUGAGCCAGCGCGACCGCAUCGUCAGCCGCAUGUCGACGGGCGAACUCACGGACCUCGUAAAGUUUGUAAACCGAGAACCCGUGUUCCGAGAAGAUCUCGGCGCGUACUGUUUGGACUUUGGCGGGCGUGUUUCGAUGGCGUCGGUCAAGAAUUUUCAGCUCAUUUCGGCGGACGACCCGUCCAUGGGGAACGUGCUCCAGUUUGGCCGAGUUGCGGACGACAUGUUCACGAUGGACUUUCAAUGGCCAUUGUCGCCGUUCCAAGCGUUUGCGAUAUGCCUGAGCAGCUGCGACACCAAGCUCGCGUGUGUGUAGUCGGCACCUCGACACGUCUGUCCCAACUCAAUCAUCGUCCUAUUGCUAUCGAGUCGUCGGACCCACAGCGUGUGGAGGAGAUGUGAGAGCGCUGCGCGUUGUUUCGCCGGGGCGACGUCG
Aphanomyces invadans is the source of this 1591-nucleotide messenger RNA. RefSeq lists its product as hypothetical. The coding region runs from base 45 to 1058 and encodes 337 amino acids. Gene Ontology annotation, molecular function: zinc ion binding. The record is from RefSeq and is a predicted model, not a curated record. NCBI's taxonomy places the organism in Eukaryota, Oomycota, Saprolegniomycetes, Saprolegniales, Verrucalvaceae. The transcript is spliced from 4 exons.